UUGUUAAGUGUGUGUUUUAAACAAAAGUUAGUGGUAAAGAAAUUAUUUUUCUUCAGGUACUGCCUAGGAAAACUUAAAGAGGAAUAUCAAAAUGAGUCAAUCAAGUACAAAAAGACUUUCAAUGAAUACUGUUUUAAUGAAUGCACGAAUUUUUGAUGAGGCCUUGGCUGACGAACCCACAGUGAAAAAAGAACCAAAUGAUGAAUAUGAGAAUGUCAGAGUUAAAAUUGAAAUUGAAGAUAACGACUGUAGCAAUAUAUUUAGUAAACGUAAACAAGUAACAUAUGCAGAAUGUGUUCAAGUGAAACAAGAACCUAUUUCAAUGGACGAGGAUAGUGUCUUUCCAAAUAAUAUUUUUGAUAAAUUGGAUUUGAAGAAUGAGGAACAAUACUUGACGCCGGUUAAGUUAGAAAUAGAGGAACAUACUACCCACAGUGUGGAUUUUAAUUCACGAAAAAGUGCAAAACGCACAGUUUUUCCUAGAGAAUCUCCCUACAAGACGAGACAGUCCCCUUACAAACGAAAUACUGAAGUAAGUUCACCAGGCACAUCCUUCUAUAGCAGAAAUGAAGUUAUUGACAGAAGUAAGGGAACGAAACGCAAAAAUGUCGAAUAUGAAACUGAUCCUGUAGUACUACAAAGACGCCAGAAACAGAUAGACUACGGCAAAAAUACAAUUGGUUAUGAUGUCUAUACAAGAACAGUGCCAAGAAACAACAGACAAGCAGGAGAUCCUCAAACACCAAAUAAAUAUUUGAAGUAUUCCCGCAGAGGUUUUGAUGGUCUCAUAAAGCAGUGGAGAUUGAAGUUGCAUAAAUACGAUCCACCACAAGACGACUAAGACCAUUGCAGUUAAAUUUUAAGGUUAUUUUACUAUGUUAUAGAAGAUAUUUUAUAUUUGGUCUUAUUGACGUGUACUGUUUUAACAAUAAAUAUCAUCUUUAUUUAUUUCAUAGUUGAGAUGAAGUGCUUAUUGUUUAUUGAGGAGAUUUCAACAUUAUCUGAGCUGUGUAAGGCAAUGUUAUGUUAAAAUAAAACACCAGUUUCGAACGA
Coccinella septempunctata (seven-spotted ladybird) is the source of this 1053-nucleotide messenger RNA. It is a transcript of the gene Slbp, whose product is annotated as histone RNA hairpin-binding protein. NCBI's taxonomy places the organism in Eukaryota, Metazoa, Arthropoda, Insecta, Coleoptera, Coccinellidae. Gene Ontology annotation, cellular component: histone pre-mRNA 3'end processing complex; cytoplasm. The record is from RefSeq and is a predicted model, not a curated record. The coding region runs from base 92 to 841 and encodes 249 amino acids. Gene Ontology annotation, molecular function: histone pre-mRNA stem-loop binding; mRNA binding. Gene Ontology annotation, biological process: mRNA 3'-end processing by stem-loop binding and cleavage; mRNA transport. The transcript is spliced from 4 exons.